Messenger RNA from Andrographis paniculata, 960 nucleotides. Its product is annotated as rac-like GTP-binding protein ARAC1. The record is from RefSeq and is a predicted model, not a curated record. Gene Ontology annotation, molecular function: GTPase activity; GTP binding; protein kinase binding. Gene Ontology annotation, biological process: cortical cytoskeleton organization; establishment or maintenance of cell polarity; actin filament organization. Gene Ontology annotation, cellular component: cell cortex; cytoskeleton; plasma membrane. The transcript is spliced from 8 exons. Lineage: Eukaryota; Viridiplantae; Streptophyta; Magnoliopsida; Lamiales; Acanthaceae. Bases 365 to 958 code for a protein of 197 amino acids.
AAAAAAAAAAAAAAAAAAAAAAGAAGAAGGGCGAAAUGGUAUGGACAAUUAUGAGGCGGCCAUUAAUGGCGGAAGAGCGAGAAGAGCGUGAGAAGUAGAGAGCGGUACAACAACGGCAGCAUUUCCCAAUUCCCGGCUGAAUAAAGGCAUUAAUUCGUACAUUACGUAUGCUUUUCCCCCUGAAUUUUACGAUUAGGGUUUGAAUUUUGAUGACUCGGUAGUCUGCCAUAGUCAGAAGUGGCGGAGAGGCGCAGGUAUCGCGUGAUUGAUUUGUGUUGCUGAUAGUUGCGCAUUGCGAAUCAGGUCUUCGGCUGAAGAUCUGAGCGGCGGAGACGGAGGAGGGGGAAGUUUCUGAGUGCGAAGAAUGAGUGCUUCGAGAUUCAUAAAGUGCGUGACGGUGGGCGAUGGUGCAGUGGGCAAGACCUGUCUCUUGAUUUCCUACACCAGCAAUACUUUCCCCACGGAUUACGUUCCUACUGUAUUUGAUAAUUUCAGCGCAAAUGUGGUUGUUAAUGGAGCCACUGUUAACCUAGGCCUGUGGGACACUGCUGGACAGGAGGACUACAACCGACUAAGACCUUUGAGUUAUCGUGGAGCUGAUGUUUUUAUCUUGGCAUUUUCUCUCAUUAGCAAGGCUAGCUAUGAAAAUGUUUCGAAGAAGUGGAUUCCUGAAUUGAAGCAUUAUGCACCUGGUGUCCCGAUUGUUCUUGUUGGUACAAAGCUCGAUCUUCGAGACGACAAGCAGUUCCUGGAAGAUCAUCCAGGUGCCGUUCCCAUCACUACUGCACAGGGGGAGGAACUGAAAAAGAUGAUAGGAUCUUCUUAUUACAUUGAAUGCAGUGCAAAAUCACAAGAGAAUGUCAAAGCAGUUUUUGACGCUGCCAUUAAAGUUGUCCUCCAACCACCCAAGCAAAAGAAAAAGAACAAGAAGCCCCAAAAAUCGUGUUCUAUAUUAUGAUC